UCUGUCUAUGAUCUACAGUUCGUUUAGCUUCGAGGUCUUCAGUUCUCACAGUCGCAGCUAUGGAGGAGGCAAAAAACAAAGAGAAUAAACAGUCCGAAAAGACAGAAGACAAGGAUAAAGAGAAGGAAAAGGGUCAACAAACGUCAGGGAAGGAUAAAGAUAAGAAAGAGGAACAGGAGUUGUCAGAAGAAGACAACAGUUGCAAGAGGAUUUGGAGAUGAUGGUGGAGAGACUGAGUGAGAAGAACACAGAACUGUAUCGCCCUGCACUGGAAGAGCUGCGCAGACAAAUCCGUUCGUCAACCACCUCCAUGACCUCGGUACCCAAACCCCUGAAAUUCCUACGCCCACACUACGGCAAGCUGAAAGAGAUCUACGAGGGCAUAGCCCCUGGUGAGAACAAGCAUUUCUGUGCUGAUGUGGUGUCAGUCCUGGCAAUGACCAUGAGUGGUGAGAGGGAGUGUCUGAAGUACCGUCUGCUGGGCUCCCAGGAAGAGCUGGCAUCCUGGGGUCAUGAAUAUGUAAGGCACUUGGCUGGUGAGGUGGCUAAAGAGUGGCAGGAGGUGGAAGAGAAUGACAAAACUCAGCAAGAGAUACUGAUGAAAUUGGUAAAGGAAAUUGUACCUUACAACAUGGCACACAAUGCCGAGCAUGAAGCGUGCGACCUACUGAUGGAGAUCGAGAGACUGGACAUGCUGGAGGAUUACAUUGACGAAAACGCCUAUGGCAAGGUUUGCGUCUAUCUCACUAGCUGUGUGAGUUACGUUCCUGAGCCAGAAAACUCUGCGCUGUUGAGAUGUUCUCUGAACAUCUUCAGGAGGUUUAAUCGUUAUCCAGAGGCCUUGCGACUGGCUCUUAUGCUCAACGAUGUGGAACUAGUAGAAAACAUCUUCACAUCUUGCAAGGACAUACUUAUCCAGAAGCAACUGGCCUUCAUGCUGGGUCGUCACGGGAUGUUUUUGGAGCUCAAUGAAGAUGUAGAAGACUACGAGGACCUGACAGAAAUUAUGUCUAAUGUGCAGCUUAACAGCAACUUUCUGGCCCUUGCAAGAGAGUUGGACAUAAUGGAACCCAAAGUCCCAGAUGACAUCUACAAAACACACCUAGAAAACAACAGAUUUGGAGGAAGUGGCUCACAGGUGGACUCUGCACGUAUGAACUUGGCCUCUUCCUUUGUAAAUGGUUUUGUCAAUGCAGCAUUUGGGCAGGACAAGCUGCUCACAGAUGAUGGCAACAAGUGGCUGUACAAAAACAAAGACCAUGGCAUGCUGAGUGCAGCAGCAUCUCUGGGUAUGAUCCUGCUGUGGGAUGUAGAUGGUGGUCUGACCCAGAUUGAUAAAUACCUCUAUUCCUCUGAGGACUACAUUAAGUCUGGUGCCCUCCUUGCCUGUGGCAUUGUGAACUCUGGUGUAAGGAAUGAGUGUGACCCAGCUCUGGCCCUGCUCUCCGACUACGUCCUUCACAACAGCAAUGUAAUGAGGAUAGGAGCCAUCUUUGGUCUGGGCCUAGCUUACGCUGGUUCCAACAGAGAAGAUGUUCUUUCUCUGCUUCUCCCUGUCAUGGGAGACUCCAAAUCCAGCAUGGAGGUGGUUGGAGUGACUGCACUGGCAUGCGGCAUCAUCGCAGUAGGAUCUUGUAAUGGUGACGUGACCUCCACCAUUGUUCAGACCAUCAUGGAGAAGAAUGAACAGGAGCUAAAGGACACGUAUGCUCGCUGGCUGCCUCUAGGCCUGGGUCUCAAUCACCUGGGUAAAGGAGAGGCCAUUGAGACAACACUGGCAGCUCUCCAGGUUGUACCCGAACCUUUCCGCAGCUUUGCCAAUACACUAGUGGAUAUCUGUGCAUAUGCAGGUUCUGGUAAUGUGCUCAAGGUGCAACAACUCCUACACAUCUGUAGUGAGCACUAUGAAGCCAAAGAGAAGGAAAAAGAGGAUGACAAGGACAAGAAAGAUAAGAAGGACAAAGACAAAAAAGAGAGUGCCGCUGACAUGGGCUCCCAUCAGGGUGUAGCUGUUCUUGGGAUUGCCCUUAUUGCCAUGGGGGAGGAAAUUGGUUCUGAGAUGGCGCUGAGAACAUUUGGACAUCUGCUUCGUUACGGUGAGCCCACCCUGAGGCGAGCUGUACCUCUGGCGUUGGCUCUCAUUUCAGUGUCAAAUCCUCGUCUGAACAUUUUGGACACAUUGAGCAAGUUUUCCCAUGAUGCUGAUGCUGAGGUCUCCCACAAUUCUAUCUUUGCCAUGGGCAUGGUUGGCAGCGGCACAAAUAAUGCACGUUUAGCUGCCAUGCUGCGGCAGCUUGCACAGUAUCAUGCAAAAGACCCCAACAACCUCUUCAUGGUUCGACUGGCACAGGGUCUGACUCAUUUAGGUAAAGGCACACUCACCCUCUGUCCAUACCACAGUGACAGACAGCUGAUGAGUCAGGUGGCUGUAGCAGGAUUGCUCACUGUACUUGUGUCCUUCCUUGAUGUCAAGAACAUAAUUCUGGGGAAGUCUCACUACAUCCUCUAUGGUCUGGUAGCAGCCAUGCAGCCACGCAUGUUGGUCACCUUUGAUGAGGAGCUUCGACCGCUGCCUGUCUCUGUCAGAGUUGGACAGGCGGUGGAUGUCGUGGGCCAGGCAGGCAAGCCGAAGGCCAUCACUGGUUUCCAGACCCACACCACGCCGGUGUUGCUGGCUCAUGGAGAGCGAGCAGAGCUGGCCACAGAGGAGUACAUCCCUGUCACCCCGAUUCUAGAGGGAUUCGUUAUCCUCCGCAAGAAUCCCAAUUAUGAAACAUAGAUGGCCCCUGCUCUGUUGUUGGAGUUGCCCUGCGUCUCCAUGCAGUUAUUAUAAUUUACAUGUUAACUGCAUAGUGAGAAAGAUCGAAUCAGGUGGUUGAGGUCUGAUUAACUGGACUGGUAUGACACAGGGAGAAAGAACUGGGACCUCAUUAACAUUAUGUCAUUGGUUUCGUUGUUUCCGACAUUGAUCAACAUGCCUCAUGUACCAAACCAGCUGUUUGAGCGGCCCAGGGCCUGUUAAGAAGAUGGACAUGCUCACCAUCCCAUGUCGGUUUCAGCCUCGCUCCCAUUCAGUACUUGAGAUAUUCUCUCCCCAUUUAAGUCAUCUUCAGUUGUCUUUUUGUUGUUAUGGCAUUUAAAUGUCUUCUUGAUCACAUUUUUGCUUCAGAAUUAUUGCUUUUUGUUACAGUACUGUAAAAGGUUUAAACAAAAAUAAACAUUUGGAUCACACGG
Molecule: messenger RNA, 3234 nt
Organism: Thalassophryne amazonica
Lineage: Eukaryota; Metazoa; Chordata; Actinopteri; Batrachoidiformes; Batrachoididae
Gene: psmd2
Product: proteasome 26S subunit, non-ATPase 2
Biological process (GO): regulation of protein catabolic process; proteasome-mediated ubiquitin-dependent protein catabolic process
Cellular component (GO): proteasome complex; nucleus; proteasome storage granule
Molecular function (GO): enzyme regulator activity
Source: RefSeq, a predicted model, not a curated record